CAUUUCCUGCCGCCAUGCCAACUUUCCUUCAUCGUCGAAAUACACUCCGCCGCUAACACCACCAGUUCUGGCGACGCCUCUUCAUCGACCACCUCCUUCUCCCAUAUGGCCACCAUCAAACCCCUCAGCUCAGAUCGGGCACUCUUUCUCCACCGUUGAACAGCCGCUUCCUCCCGUAGACGGCCUUCGAGUGUGAAAGAGCCACAGAGUGCGCGCGCUGAUGGCGGCAGCGGGUGGAGACACGUGGAAGGCUCAUUUGGCUAUGGCGUUGACGCAGAUACUCUAUGGAGGCUACCACGUUAUCACCAAGUUGGCGCUCAACGACGGGAUCAAUCAGUUAGUCUUCUGCCUCUUCCGCGACCUUAUUGCUCUUGUUUUUCUGGCCCCCAUCGCUAUUUUUCGUGAAAAACAGACGCGACCGCCCUUGACUGUGCGACUCCUUUUGUCGUUCUUCUUUCUAGGCUUAACAGGGAUAUUUGGCAACCAGAUUUUGUUUCUUCUUGGUUUAAGCUAUACUAAUCCAACUUAUGCUGCUGCCACGCAACCUGCCAUUCCAGUCUUCACAUUUCUUUUGAGUGUGAUGAUGGGUACAGAAAGAGUAAGCUUACUUAGAUAUGAAGGCCUAGCAAAGGUUGGAGGAACUUGUGUCUGUGUUUCAGGUGCCAUAUUUAUGGCUUUGUGUCGUGGUCCUGCACUCAUUGGUUACAAAGAAACAGAUAUCAUAGCAGAAAGUGAGGUAUUUGCUAAAGGUCAACUUGACUCAUCUGGAUGGUCGAUUGGUGGUUUGCUGGGCAUUGGGUUAGACCAAUUUCACAUUGGACUUAUGUGCUUGAUAGGAAACUGCAUUUGCAUGGCUGCUUUUAUAGCCAUCCAGGCUCCUGUGUUAGUAAAGUAUCCUGCCAACAUAUCUGUAACAGCAUAUUCUUAUUUAUUUGGAGCUAUUCCGAUGGUGAUAACAGCAUUCUUCACGACUAAUAAGUCAAAUGAUUGGAGAUUGACAGAAUCAGAAAUAUUUGCUGUUAUUUAUGCUGGAGCAAUUACUUCUGCCCUUUGUUAUGGGCUUUUGACAUGGUCCAAUAAGAUCUUGGGGCCAGCUAUGGUUGCCCUUUAUUAUCCAGUUCAGCCAGUAGCUUCUGCCCUCUUGUCACAAAUUUUCCUUGGGAGUCCAAUUUAUUUAGGAAGUGUCGUGGGGGGAUGUUUGAUAGUUGCUGGACUGUAUAUGGUUACUUGGGCAUCUUCUAGAGAAAGACAGGCAACUCCCUGGGCCAUUCCUCACGAUCCCCAUGUCUCAUGGGUCUCUGAGCCGUUCAUUCAUAGAGAUGAUCUGCUCAACAGGAAUUCCACUUCGAGAGAUGUAUCACCAAAGCCUUCAGAUUAAAGGAGUUGGAUUUCCAGUGCCUUGUAAAGUUGUCUCGAUUUCUCAGUCUGCUAUGUCGGUGAAUUUGUAUGUCAAAUGUUAAUUAAGAAUUUUUAAUAUUAGAUGUUUUCAAGUCCAAAAAUUGUGCUUGAAUUUUAAAAUGCAAUUUUCGGUUCAUGAUUACCUUGCUAUGUAACAAACGGAUCUGUCUUAGUGAACAAAACCGUUAUGUUUGAGUAGUUAAUUCACUUGUGUUUUAUUUGAAACUUGCUGGCACCAGUGAAGUUGAGAAGUUAAUUCA
Molecule: messenger RNA, 1658 nt
Organism: Prosopis cineraria
Lineage: Eukaryota; Viridiplantae; Streptophyta; Magnoliopsida; Fabales; Fabaceae
Product: WAT1-related protein At4g19185-like
Exons: 7
Coding region: 221-1378 (385 amino acids)
Cellular component (GO): plasma membrane
Molecular function (GO): transmembrane transporter activity
Source: RefSeq, a predicted model, not a curated record